AGCCGGCGGCUGUGAGGCGCCGAGGCGUAGCAGCGCGGGCGGGCAAGGCACGCUCGGGCCGAGAGCGCGAGGGCUGCAGAGAGUCAGCAUGAUCCGCGGCGCCGCGGCGCCCAUGGCGGAGCCGCCGCCGGUCAUCUUCUGCCACGACUCCCCGAAGCGCGUCCUGGUGUCGGUCAUCAGGACCACGCCGGCAACGCCUCCGUGCAGCAGCGCGGGGGAGCCCGAGCCGCCGCCGCCGCUCGUCCCCACCAGCCCCGGCUUCAGCGACUUCAUGGUGUACCCGUGGCGCUGGGGUGAGAACGCGCAUAACGUGACGCUCAGCCCGGGGGCGGCGGGCGCUGUCGUUUCGGCCGCACUGCCCGCGGCGGCGGAGCUCCCGGCGCUGCGGGGUGCACCGCCGUCCGCCUCGGUGGCCGCCGCGUCGGGCGGGGAGGACGAGGAGGAGGCGAGCAGCCCGGACAGCGGCCACCUCAAGGAUGGAAUCCGACGUGGCAGGCCCAGAGCAGACACUGUCCGGGAUUUGAUAAAUGAAGGAGAGCACUCGUCCAGCAGGAUCCGUUGUAACAUAUGCAACAGGGUGUUUCCGAGGGAGAAGUCACUCCAGGCUCACAAAAGGACUCAUACAGGUGAAAGGCCUUAUCUGUGUGACUAUCCAGACUGUGGAAAAGCCUUUGUUCAAAGUGGACAGCUCAAAACACACCAACGUCUUCACACCGGAGAGAAGCCUUUUGUCUGUUCAGAAAAUGGCUGCCUAAGCAGAUUCACUCAUGCAAACCGCCACUGUCCGAAGCACCCUUAUGCCAGGCUGAAGAGAGAAGAGCCAACAGACACACUCAGCAAACAUCAGUCUGCUGACAACAAGGCUGCUGCCGAGUGGCUGGCAAGGUACUGGGAGAUGAAAGAGCAGCGCACCCCCACCUUGAAAGGCAAGCUAGUUCAGAAGGCUGAUCAAGAGCAGCAAGACCCUCUGGAGUACCUCCAGUCUGAUGAGGAAGAUGAUGGAAAGAGUGGCGCCCAGCGCCAGCUGCAGGAACAACGGGAGAGGCUGCAUGGGGCCCUGGCACUCAUUGAGCUGGCCAACCUGACAGGGGCGCCACUCCGCCAGUAGCCCCACACUGACUCUUCACUGUACAGAUGUACUGCCCAGCGCACUUACGAAGUAGACCCUUGGGCAUAAGCUAAGCACCUUAUUUGCUUAUCAUAGGCUGCUAUUCUGUAGGAACUUUUAUGAAGAAUGUUGUUGCCUCGAACGAGGUGAGAGAGAAUUGCACUUUUUUAUAUACGGAAAUGAAUUAGAUGUAAAGUUUAAAAUAUUUUGUAAAUAUGGACUGCAGUUACAGGGUAGAAGCUACAUGUUGUGGGAAGCUAGGUUUUGCAAGUUUAAUGCAUUCAUUGGAAGCAGUUCUCACAGGAAGCACUUUGUGAAUAAGACAUUUGUAUGAAAAAACAGAUUGGUACAAAUAGCCAAAGAAGGUUGAAAUAGAUUAUUUAUGAGAUCAUUUUUAACAGUGUAUGUUAGUAUGUGUGACAGUACUGUAAACACUGAAGCAAGGCAGUGUGAGACAUAUGUAUAAGAUACAUAUUUUUAAAUUGCAAAAUAGCUUGCCCAGUAAGGCUAGAGAAAUGGGGGCCAACUAUUUGGAAAGACGCUGUAAGUUACGGACUUGAGGAUCUUGGUAAGGUGGGUCGUAGUUGAGUGUUUAAAUUGUGUAACAUGAGUCUUAACCUGCCUUUGUGGGCUUUUUAACUCACUAAUACUGAUGUUUAGAAAGCACUCGUCACUCGGCUUAUUGACUGGGGACCUUUGCACAUUGCUCAGCUGCUGGACCUGAGUGAUUAAUCUUGCAAAGUCUAUGUAGCCUGGCAGCUGGUACACACGUGUACACCAGCGAGAUCUCUUGUGGGCCCUGUAAUGAGAUUGGCACUUGUGUUUGUAUUACUAAAAGGGACAUCUGCAGGGUUGUUUCGUAGUGAAAUGUUUAGGUCUUUUGAUAGUAAACACUAAAUUUUAAUUGUUCUGCUUGUUUGGCGUUAUUAGCGGAUGGAAGCCUCCAUAUUUAUAUUUUCAGUGCAUAUUGCCACCUUUCUGCUUCACUUCAGAAUAACAUGCCAAGCUAUUUUGUGUUCACUAAAUUUAGCUAUCAGUUAAACACUUGAGUAAAUAUUGGCUAUUCAAAUAUGCAGGCUUCUGAAAUAGUUUUAACUGCAAGUGUGUUGUUGGAUGGUUCAAAACCAUUUUCUCAAUAGAUGAAGUCAUUGAACAUGCAUUGUGUACUAAGGCAUGAAAUGAAACCCAAGGGGCCAAGCAGCCACCUCUUUUAUGGAGUCAGGAUUCUAUCACUUGAGCUUUUGUUAAAAGGUGAAUAAAAUUAUAUGCAGAGCAUGAUGAUUGAUAGACUCUUUAAUUGGAGACUUAUAGUAGUAGGAAAAAUGGCUCUUCAGUGUCUUUUUUUCUUUGAGUUGAGGUAGCACCCUAUAAGUUUAGAUGACACAUUAUUAACAAUGUAGGCUUUGUUUUAAAAAUCUCAGCAGUUGCAGUACACAUGUAGUUGAGUUGUGUGUAGCCUUGAAGAGGGGAGGUAAGGAAAUGUCUUGAGGAGCACCAGUGUGAAACUGAAGACCUGGUAGUUAAUAAUGUGCAUGCAACAUACUUUACAAAUGGGAUUUCCCUGUACAGUCAAUUACUUUAGGGACUUUUUGUAAUAAGAGGAUUUGUAAUAAGAAGAUUUAUAUUUGUAAUGGUCUUAAGAAUUUUAUCUGUAAUCUGGUAUGUGGAAUUUUAACUUGGAGCACUUAUAAAUACGGUAAGAGACCAUACAUAGCAUCUGAAUAUCUUUGGAUUGGGGUUCAACAUUUUCUCUAGAAUUUUUCCCCAGAUGAAUGGGAAUGUAUGAACCAAAAUGCAACACUCAUCAGUCUUGGAAAAUUUAAAAUCUGAUCAACUCACCUUAAGAAGCAGUACAAUUUGAAAAAUGCAAUUAGCCAAUUCACAGAUGAUAGAUUUAAGGCCUUCAAAAAUAAGGGCUUUUGUUUCUCUAGUUGACUUUUGUCGGCUAUUGUUAAUAUUCACAAGUAUUUUUCAUUUGUAUGACUGGAUAUUUUGAGAAAUUCUUCCAACUGCUUACCAUUGGCCAUGUUUUAAAGUUUUUUUUUUUUUUAAUUUUUUUACAUAAGCUAUGUACUUGGACAAAAUACAUUGGCAUCUAAAAUUUGAGGUGUGUUAUGACUGCUUUUUGUUUUAAAAAUGUGGUUACAUUCAGAUUUUUGAAGUGUUUUAUGCUUCAUAUGGCUAAGUUGUAGUUUGGCAGAGUUAACAGCAUAUUAAUAAACAUGCUGUAAUUUUAAAAGAUGCUUUGAAUAAAAUUUUAUUUUAAUUUAAA
Psammomys obesus (fat sand rat) is the source of this 3380-nucleotide messenger RNA. RefSeq names its product zinc finger protein 367 (gene Znf367). The transcript has 5 exons. Gene Ontology annotation, biological process: homophilic cell-cell adhesion. Gene Ontology annotation, cellular component: cell-cell junction. The coding region runs from base 89 to 1108 and encodes 339 amino acids. Lineage: Eukaryota; Metazoa; Chordata; Mammalia; Rodentia; Muridae. The record is from RefSeq and is a predicted model, not a curated record. Gene Ontology annotation, molecular function: ionotropic glutamate receptor binding.